UGGGGGAGGCGGAUGCAGGAAGCGGUGGCGGUGACGGCUGGGUCUGGGUGCUGCUGCUGGGUCUGUUACUGACAGGAGCUCCGCUAUGUCUUUAGCUGUGCAGAGGUUAGCGGCGUUAAGCGGCGCUCUGGCGGUCGGUGCUGGUGCUUACGGAGCUCAUGGCUUUAGACGGAGUGACCGGGAUGACUACCUAAAAGAGCUGUACAGCACAGCCAAUACCUAUCAUUUCUACCACAGUCUGGCCCUGUUAGGAGCCUCUCGGUGCAGGAAACCCGCUCUGGCUGGUGGUAUUCUCCUGGCAGGCAUGGGCUGCUUCUGUGGUCCUCUCUACCACCAGGCCCUAACGAGUGACCCGUCCUUCAGCAAGCUGGCGCCAGUUGGGGGUGUCCUCUUCAUUGUCGGCUGGCUCGCCAUGGCUCUCUGAACUUCGACCUUUAAUCUCUCUGGUGCACAGACCCCUGACUACUGGACUGUGGCCACUCUGGCAGGGUUUGAUUGCUGCAGCAGAAGAAACCGAGAUACAGAGUAGAGGGUGGAGCUGCUCAGUUAUGUCUGGCAGGUGAUGAUAAGGCUUUGAGGAUCACACUUGUCUUUUUACAGAAAUCCUCAUUAUAUAUGCAUAGAAACACUUGGCAGGGCUGUGACUAAAUGUGAGUGAAUGAUAAAGUGUGCUGUCUGGAAAUCAUGUAAUUUUUGCACUUUCUGUGUCUCGGGAUGAAAAAAAUAAAGCUGUCUGAGAAACUGA
Astyanax mexicanus (Mexican tetra) is the source of this 745-nucleotide messenger RNA. It is a transcript of the gene tmem256, whose product is annotated as transmembrane protein 256. NCBI's taxonomy places the organism in Eukaryota, Metazoa, Chordata, Actinopteri, Characiformes, Acestrorhamphidae. The transcript is spliced from 4 exons. The record is from RefSeq and is a predicted model, not a curated record. The coding region runs from base 86 to 424 and encodes 112 amino acids.